Molecule: messenger RNA, 1911 nt
Organism: Pomacea canaliculata
Lineage: Eukaryota; Metazoa; Mollusca; Gastropoda; Architaenioglossa; Ampullariidae
Exons: 11
Coding region: 20-1492 (490 amino acids)
Cellular component (GO): plasma membrane
Source: RefSeq, a predicted model, not a curated record
ACGUCAUUUGUCUGUUGUCAUGGGACAGGAGUCCUUGGUAACCAGCGUUCUCCGGUCAGGAGUUCACGGCGAGUGCCGUCAUGGGGUGGAACCACCCCUAGGCUGCAGGUUUGGAUACAGAGUCGACUCGCAUGGUGGAUUUCGAGAAGAGGCAAUGCGACUGAUGCUGUGCGUGGUCUUGACAUGUCUGGCGCUUCUCCCUCAUGGGUGCUAUGCGUCCCCCGUGGAUUACGUGGGCUGCUUGGUUCCUACAGGAUUGGAGGAUGUGAUCAUCGAGAAGGAGAUGGAGGUGGACGAGAUGUUCAAAAUAAAUAUACCAUUCACCUUCAAGAUACAAGAAUCCCCAAGCAUGACUAUUCAGAUCUGUGUCGAGCGGUGCUGGCUACACAAAUAUGAGUUUGCUGCUUUGCAGCAUGGCGAAGAGUGUUACUGUGAACACAAGAGUAAAGACCUCAGCGCCGUCACAGACCAGUUCUGUAGGAUCCGUUGCCGAGGCAACUCUCUUCAGCGCUGUGGCGGCAAGUUCGCUUUCUCUGUCUACCAAACAGGCUACGAGAAGGCGCCUCUAGCUCUGAGGACUCACUACAACUUAGCUGUAGGAUAUCUUGGCUGUUUUGAAGAGAGCAAGAGGCCAGGAGCCCACCAGUUACUCAACUUUGAGACCAGAGUGCCCACCAUCAAGCCCCUCGUGUCCGGCAGGAUGACGGCCCAGCUCUGUGCUGCCUACUGUCUGUCUGCCAACCAAGCAGUCGCAGUCCUCGAGGACGUCAAUAAAUGUAGCUGUCGACCAUUCCGGGAGGAGUGGCUCAGAGCCCCCUGCCGUGUUGCUGAUGCGCAGUGUAAUCUCCCUUGUCUAGGGGGCAGCACUACUAUUAUUACUACUACUGUUAUGCAUAACUGCGUGGGUCGCAACAACGGUCAGCGAUAUGUCACAGCCUACGACACACAGGUGUUGAGUACGAAUGGAGGAUUGCCCAAACUGCCAAUCUCUACUUUUUAUCCAGCCAGCGGAUGGCUUAACAUUCACUUUCCAGCUGGCAACGACUUUGAAGAAACGCCUCACCUGGAGGGGUACGCCUUGACCAAAGCCUUGGCCGCUGUAGAAUCUCAGCGGCACAUCCCCUCGGUGACUGUGAUUGAACCCGACAACACCGCAGUUGGCGUUGUUGAAAUUAUGGGAGAGCAGCACUCAGACUCUAAUCCUGGAAGGACAGCUUUAAUGGUGUUUGUAGUCAUCAGCUCGAUUGGGAUCAUAGCGGCAGUCUUUCUCAUCUUAACCGAAAGGUACUGGCGAGCGAGAGUUAGAAGGAAGAUAGGUCCAGCACGACGAUAUGUGCGAUGUAUAUACGGUGCACGAGGCAGUUCACCCUCCCCGCAAUGCUCACCACAAUGUCCCAAGUACCGACCCCAGCCGGACCCCUACAGCUACACACAUUCGAUUCAAAGCUGGAGGACCAAGAGAACGCAGCAACAAAGACGCGCCUUUAGUUGACAGAUUGAAGAGGAAGACAGGAGGAGAAGAAUGAAGUGUCUAGAUAACUCCAGUCAGCUGAUAGCACGUCGUUCUUUACUUCCCCUUGACUACACCCCACGCAUGAAAACAGCAACCAAACGUUCAAGAUAAUCUCGGAUGGGCACGAGAAUACCCUAGACUAGAGGACCGGACACCUUUCUCGUCACCCAGACUGAAAUGUUUUAGCUGCGCAUGCGUGGAACAAGUGUGUAUGUGUGUGUGUGUGUGCUCGUCGUUACGUCAGACGUGACAUUGCUGUCUGGUGAAGCUACAAAGAAAAAAAAACAUUUUUAUAGAAAUUUUUGCACGUCUAUAUUUACACGUGUUUUGGAAUAUUUUAUUGCAUAUUUUUGAAGAUGUUUGACAUGAUGCCUCGAUUAAAAAAUGCGCCAUUUUGA